AUUGAAGCCAAGUGUAUUCCACAAUUUGAAAUCAGUUAACUGCUUCGCAUUCCCGACAAAAUGUUAUUAAAACCUCAGAAGGAGUCGCCAUUUCCCGCCAAAUCUAGGUCAAAUGUUGACCCAGCUGACCUUUAAUCCGGAGGCGCUAAUUGGUUCAAAUGAGUGACCAAUCAGAGACUCGCGUCUCCCCAAGGAAAUCCAAUAUGGCGUCCGAUUGUUGACAUCUCACAGAGUGUUGCAAUCACAGCCCAAGUUUUCGUGUUAUUCUGCCGCGCUGAAGAGAUUGUGAUAUAUUUACCGAAUGGUAACAGAAUAUAAGACACCAUGGAUCUUCAUGAAUUGUUCCUGGCGUGCAGAAAGGGAGAUUUGUCGCGUGUCAAGCACCUGGUGGAGCAAAAGGAAGUGGACCUGAAUGUGAGAGACCGGUGGGACAGUACACCAUUGUACUAUGCUUGUCUAUGUGGCCAUGAAGAUCUAGUGGAGUAUCUACUGGACAAAGGUGCACGAUGUGAAGCCAACACCUUCGACGGCGAGCGCUGCCUGUACGGCGCGCUGAACGACAGAAUCAGGAACAUGCUGAAGAACUACAAACAGGUCACCUCACAGACAUUACGAAGGGACAACUACGACGAGUUUCUACGAAAGCUUUUAGAGCUGGGAAACUACGAGGAUGUUGAGUUUGAGGUGCACGAUGAGGUGUUCACGGCCCACAAGUGCAUCCUGAGUGCACGGUCAGGGUACUUUGCAGAGAUGCUGCAGACAAAGUGGAAGAACAAGGCUCACGUUCAGAUCAAACAUAGUCUGGUCAACCCCAGCGCAUUCAGAUCAGUGUUACAGUAUCUAUAUACAGGUCGAUUAGAUACUGAUGUCUACAAUGUUGAGGACUGUAUAAGACUGGCCAAGCAGUGUCGACUAGGAAAACUCAUCGAUGAACUUGAGAAGAGGCUAAAGGCAGUGUAUGACUUCGUAUCUACCAAGCCAGGCACUCAUGUGACCAUGAUCAGUGUGGAACAUGAGGGUCUGUAUAACCAGGAUCUAUGUGAAGACUUCGGCAGACUUGCGGAAAGCUGCAUGCCUCCAGAGCUGGGCAACUGGGUCACCUCCGGAGUCUUACCGUUUUUCUGCAGCCCUGAAGACGAAGACAAGACUGCGUAUGAUGACGUCUGCUUUGAGGUAGAAUCCCACAGGUUCUACUGUCACAAGGUCUUUCUCUGUGGUCGCAGUGACUACUUCAAGGCCCUUCUGAUUGACCACUUCAGCGAGAGACCUAAGGAGGACUCGGAGACGGAGGCUCCCAUCCCUGUAGUGGAGUUGCAUGAUGUCAGUGCAUACGUCUUCAGCAGGGUCUUAUACUACAUCUAUCAGGACAGCACUGAGGUGUCCCCUGACCAUGUGUUUGAGGUGUUACGAGUAGCGGACAUGUACCUGUUACCUGGGCUGAAGAGACAGUGUGCCAACGUCAUCAGUCAACACCUGGACGAAAACAACGUCAUCCCGGUCCUCCGAGCGUCGCGACUGUUCGAGCUGCCACGGCUUGAGGAUCAGUGCACCGAAUACAUGGCCAAGGUCUUGGAUAAGCUGGUGGAGACGGAUGACUUUGCGGACCUGGUUCGAGAGGACGCGGCCCAAGUGGAGGCGCGAGAGGAGACGGACUCCAUCCCCGUGGUGGACGACAUCCGCUACCACAUCACCAGUAACGUGCAGACCUACAGCGCUCUGGACGAGGCCAAUCAGAAGCUGGCGGCGCUGGACUGGUUACUUGACAGGCUGGGGUUAGAAGGGUAGUAAGUGUGAUGGAACCUUCCAUGUCAUCUUCAGGGGUGCCUAAGCUUUUGCACAAAGUUUAUGAAAUCGGUAUGAAUUUUAUUAAAAACACAAAAAUCACUAUGCGAAAAUAUAAAAAUCUUAUGUGAUAUGCGCAAAUAUACCAUCUUUUCCUGUUACCACCAUCUUAGAUACCUCGCUUAACUUCAUGCAACCUGUCAUGCAACCUGGACAGCAGUUGGCCGGUUUGCAUAAAAUGAAUACGUAUCCAGUUUGAUUUGUUGACAUUUCACAAAUCACGUUUCACAUGUUGAUGCGUAUCACAGAAGAUUUGCGGGUUUUCACUUUGCACUUCAGUCAGUCAAUAAGCCAUUUAUAUUCACGUAUAAUAUGGGCUUAUCUAAUAGAAUUUUUAAAAAGUUUUUGCACAGUGAUUUUUGCGUUUUUGAAAAAUUCUUACACAUUUUAUCAAAUUCCUGCAAAUACUUGGACACCCCUUGUCUUCAGAUUGAAGAAUUCUGUCCAAAAAAAAGUUAAGCAUACUAACUUAUAGCUUGGAUUGUUCACAUGGCUUAAUAGGCAAUGUACAAAGAUGUAAUUCUAAGCUGCCCGAAUACUAGAAAAAUAGCUUCAGAAUGAAGAAUUUUGUUGCAAGCAAGUUCGCACAGUUGUAGCUUGGAUUUUAGGCCAACAGAAAACACACACAACAAACAAAAUAAUGUUUUGUCUACUUCUGUGCUGAUAGGGAAUUCUUGGGUAACUAUAGUCUUUCACUUUCUCAUUAUACUACUGGAACUACUAGUAAAAAUUACAGGUAAGAGUACAUGGUUGUAUAUGUAUUUAAGUGGAAUUCUUUUGUAGCAAAUUAAACUCAACCCUGCCUUGUAAAAAAUGGAAUGUUACUAAUAGAACAGUAUUAUAUCUAAUGUUAUGCAAAACAAGAGAAGUGGUUUUAGUAAGUAAAAAAUAUUAGAAAGUAAUAUGAUAAUGUUUCAUUGUAAAAUAUGACUUGUUGAUAUUAUGGAAUCAAAUGUCCUAAUUAUUAUAUCAUAUUCAACAUAUAUCUACAAUAAUAAGAUUGUAAAAGUGUGACAUAUUCACAAACAUUCAUAUUGAAUGUAGAGAAAAUUAUUCAUAGUUUAAUGGUGAAAAUAUUUAAUAUGUACUUUUCAUAUUCAAUUCCUCUUGCAUUUGUUGCCUCUAUGCACAUAUAGCAGUAUAAAUUUGCUGGCACAUUGUGUGUAUAUUGUAUGAAAUGUUUCCAAAUCUUUUUAUAUAUUUUACUAUAUGCUGAUGCCAUGAUACGCCUUUGUACAAUUUCAUGUAUAUUAAUUUGCCAAAUUCACAUCU
Molecule: messenger RNA, 3114 nt
Organism: Branchiostoma floridae (Florida lancelet)
Lineage: Eukaryota; Metazoa; Chordata; Leptocardii; Amphioxiformes; Branchiostomatidae
Product: ankyrin repeat and BTB/POZ domain-containing protein 1-like
Exons: 11
Coding region: 325-1785 (486 amino acids)
Cellular component (GO): cytoplasm; ubiquitin ligase complex
Molecular function (GO): protein binding
Source: RefSeq, a predicted model, not a curated record